Molecule: messenger RNA, 1725 nt
Organism: Geosmithia morbida
Lineage: Eukaryota; Fungi; Ascomycota; Sordariomycetes; Hypocreales; Bionectriaceae
Exons: 1
Coding region: 1-1725 (574 amino acids)
Biological process (GO): nucleolar large rRNA transcription by RNA polymerase I; transcription initiation at RNA polymerase I promoter
Cellular component (GO): RNA polymerase I upstream activating factor complex
Molecular function (GO): rDNA binding; RNA polymerase I general transcription initiation factor activity
Source: RefSeq, a predicted model, not a curated record
AUGGAUGUGGAUGCAGAGUAUUACGAUGUCUCGGAAUACCCGAACGACGACCAAGGCGUCGCAAGCCCAUCUCCAUCACAAGAGGCAGGAGCGGAGCCCCGCCAGCUCUCCCCCCUGACUAUACAGCUCCGGUCACGUCCAGAAGAGCGUAGCUCGGAUGGAGACUUCUUGCCCAGCGGCGACGAGCAGCUCGACAGCGCCGACAGUGACAGCAGCGACGGGGGGUUCGCGCCACCACCUCUGAAGCGGUCAGCCGACGACACCAACGCCUACAGACCGCUCAAAAGGCAAAAGGGCCCUCCAAAUGUGGAUUACCUGGCCCUCCUCAACGAGGACAUCCGCGAUGCUGCGCAGGGUAUGAGCCUAGGUGACGACGACGGCGGCGGACUGACGGCUUCUCAGCAGCUGGGAAUGGUCGUCUGGUCGGCCGUGGAGAAGAAGGCCUUCUUCGAAGCGCUUGCUCGUCUGGGACGCGACGACGUCGAGGGCAUCGCCACACGUGUGGGCAGCAAGAGUGUUGUCGAGAUCGGUCACUACCUCGACAUGCUGGAGGAGGAGCACGCCGCGCGCCUCAGGACGGACAGUCGUCCCGUGCUCACGCUGGCAGAGUACCCCGCGGCGGUGGAGCUGAGCCAACAAUGCUGCCACGCGCUAGAGGAGGCAGCCGAUGCCAUAUCCCUGAGGCAGGAGAACCGCGAGAAGCAGCGCGAGGAGGGCAUAUGGGGCACCGACGUGUGGGAUCUGACGCCCGACGUGGCCAGGCGGCUGCGCAACGACAGCAGCCUGGCGAGCGGUCUGCCGUCGCUCGGCAUGUUCCACCUGCCCAUGUGGCUGAAGCUGUCGCAGCGCUUCUUCAUGAACUCGUCCGUCCCGGGGAGCAACUGGGCCCACGUCGACAAUGUGCCCCCCUCCAUCUGGGCCACCACCUUUGAGGAUUUCCACUCGCUCGCCGUGUCCGUCACCCGCCGGCUCGUCCAGACGGCCAUAUUCACCGCUGAGACGAGGAUCCGCUCCAAGCGGGAGAUGCGGCCCGAGACGCGCAGCCUGCUGCGGAGGAGGGAUGUCGAAGCCGCCGUCGCGUCGCUGGGUAUGCCCACCAACUCGGAGGACUUUUGGCGGAGGAGCGCCCGUCGUCUCCGCCUAGACGUGUACAGUCAUAUCGACGACGAGACGGGAGAGCCGGUGCUCAUGACGUAUGAUGAGGUGGAGAAUGCACUAUCGGGUACCGGUGAGGAACCGGCAGCAGCAGCAGCAGCAGAGCUGCUGCCAGAGCUCAGGAAAACGUACGAGCAGCAUGGAUCGGAUGUAUCGCUAUCAGAUGUGGACGACCAAGAGAACGAAGGAGAUCAUGGAACCGACGACGACGACGACGAAGAAUACGACGAUGACGAGGAAAAAUAUGCCGUGGACGCUGAGAUGAACGAGGUCCUAAAGUACUCCGUCGCGGACUUCCCCUCGACCGCCAGGCUCAAGGAGGGACUCAGGAGCCGCAUCGUUACGGAGCGCGAGAGAGACAGACUCGCAGAUCACUAUGACCAGUACGCUAGCUACAGGGGCGAACUUGACAUGUGGAAACUCCUCCAGAGGUCGCCUCCGGCUGAGAUUGCCAAGGUGUCGGAGCCAGAACCGCUCAGCAGGUCGAAUAAUGACGUCGAGAACAUGUAUCCACUCGGUAGGGACUGGAGGCGCAACACGCAGUACCGCAGCGAGUGGGAGACACUUUGA